Trichomonas vaginalis G3 is the source of this 740-nucleotide messenger RNA. RefSeq lists its product as uncharacterized. The record is from RefSeq and is a predicted model, not a curated record. The transcript has a single exon. The annotation marks the transcript as partial. NCBI's taxonomy places the organism in Eukaryota, Parabasalia, Trichomonadida, Trichomonadidae.
AUGUACGCGUCUCGAACAGUGAAGCCCAAUUCAAUAGAAUACUAUCUCGAAAAACAAGAAGCUGACACUGCUAUUCAGUCUUUAAUACAGAACCAAGCUCAGGAGAACUCAAAAGACUCCCAAUUCAAAUCGACAUCCAAUUCGAAGCAAUUAAAACUUGACUCGAAUGUUUUAAAACCACAGCCCGCACGAACAAAUACAGCUCUAAGAAUAGACCAAAGAAUACCGAACAAAGAGUUGAGGUCAAGAUUGAAAUUACAAUCGGAUGAGUAUUUUUCCCUUAACAACCAGGGAAAUACUCCAUAUAACCGUAUCUACACAAAUACCGUUAAAGAAACAAUAACGGCAUACACAAAACUCUGUCAAUUGGUCCCCAACCAGGACCAAUUGACGGACAUUAUAUGUUCCUACCUUCCCAUAUUUGCUGAGUGUGUGGAAGGUAGGACAUUGUUACAAGCUUGCUUACGUAUGCCACCAAAUCUCCGUCAACAAUUUGCUCAAAUUGUACAUGAAUUUAAAGCUUUUAACAACGGAUACGAUGAAGAUGAAGUAGCAGAUGAAUUUGGGGAAGAAAAAACAUUUUUCCCCUCAUAUAAUACGCCUGCAACAGUAUUUCCUACUAAUGAAUUUCACAACUAUUGUGUCGUUCAUUUAAUUGUUGUGGAUAUGCCCACAGGUGAAGACAUUCUCAGUGGUGACUUCAUCGAAGUCUGUAUCAAUACAGAAUUGGGAGAAGAUGA